Messenger RNA from Xenopus laevis (African clawed frog), 1488 nucleotides. RefSeq names its product P2Y purinoceptor 1. The transcript has a single exon. Lineage: Eukaryota; Metazoa; Chordata; Amphibia; Anura; Pipidae. Bases 341 to 1357 code for a protein of 338 amino acids. The record is from RefSeq and is a predicted model, not a curated record.
GAGAUAACCGGUGCUGGGUGGAGCUGCCGGAAGGUUAAGUCAGUGGAGCAGAAUGUGUAGCAGAGGCUGAGCACACCUGCUUUCACUUUGUGUUUAUUUCCAGACAAGAUAAGUCGACGUGACAUUGCCAUGAAGAGGAAGAAAGAAAGAAGUUGAAGAUCGGGGGGACUUUGGUGUGAAGCCAAGAUCCCACUUUGUCUCUGGUUGGACUUUCCCGUCCUGUCUCGGAAGAAACCCAAGGAACUUGCCAAUAUUGUGACUGGUGCCCACAGAGUUCUAAGGGUCCUGCAGCAACAACUGUGCUCCAUCUUCUGCUUCUGCUACUCAUUCUAAUGGAAUCAUGGAAAACUCUACGAACAGCUCCAGCUGCACGAUAAACAAGGAGUUCACAUUCCGCUACUUGCCUUCUGUUUACCUCAUCGUCUUUCUCAUCGGCUUGUUUGCCAACGUCUUCGGCUUGAGGAACUUGAAAAUAAACCGUAAGAAGUGGACGUCCCUCAAUGUCUUUGUGCUAAACCUCGGCAUCGCCGACCUCCUCUACGUCAUCACCCUGCCGUUCUUCGUGUCUUAUUAUCUCAAGGGAGAAGUCUGGUUGUUUGGCCAUGGAUUCUGCCGCCUCGCCCGGUGCCUCUUUCACGUCAACAUGUACUCCAGCAUCAGCUUCCUCACCUGCAUCAGCGUCCAACGCUACUUGGGAAUAGUCCAUCCCAUGAAAAUGAUGGGGACCUUCCAGAACCUACGUCUCUCUGUUUAUAUCAGUUUACUCAUGUGGAUAUGGGUCAUUGUUCAGGUUAUUCCCAACUUUUUUAUCUCCGAGAGCAACCCUGAUAACGCCCACUGCCAUGACUCCACCAGCAAUGAAAAUCUGGAAAAAUUGGAGAAGUAUACACUUUAUACAAUGAUCUUAACCGUUACCGGGUUUUUCAUCCCGUUCCUCAUCAUCGUGGUGUGUUACGCCAGAGUCCUGACCGUCCUCCACAGGAAUAAAAAUAUUGACCCUGUUUUAAAGAGGAAGAGCAUCAAGCUGGUCGCUAUCGUGUUGGCUUUGUUUUUCAUUUGUUUUUUACCCUUCUAUAUUUUACGGAACUUCAAUUUGUUCUCAAGGCUGUGGCAGAAGGAGGGGACCUGCUCGCCUUCCCUGAAGAGCGCCUAUAUCGUUUAUCAGGUGACUCGAGGGUUGGCCAGUAUGAACAGCGCCAUCAACCCUCUGCUUUACUUUGUGACCAAUGAGACCUUUGCUAUGAAAUUCCAGCAGAUGCAGAGAAGCACCUUGCGUGCUUUUUUGUACCUCGGAAGGAAUCAGGACAUCACUUUUGAGACCAUGGACCUUAAAGAGGUAUCUGAAUCAAAGGCAUAGUCAUGGAGACAGCAGACUCAGAAGCUAGUUGGGGGCCCAGGAGUAAAGAAAGCCUUGCAGAUCUAGUGCAAGCAUGCAGGGUCCUCUUUAGUUGGGAUGGGGCCCCUUGAGCUGAUGGAGUUACAACUCCC